Diorhabda sublineata is the source of this 14132-nucleotide messenger RNA. RefSeq names its product UDP-N-acetylhexosamine pyrophosphorylase-like protein 1. NCBI's taxonomy places the organism in Eukaryota, Metazoa, Arthropoda, Insecta, Coleoptera, Chrysomelidae. The transcript has a single exon. The record is from RefSeq and is a predicted model, not a curated record. Gene Ontology annotation, molecular function: UDP-N-acetylglucosamine diphosphorylase activity. Bases 103 to 1614 code for a protein of 503 amino acids. Gene Ontology annotation, biological process: UDP-N-acetylglucosamine biosynthetic process.
UAAACAAGGUUCACGAAGUUGGUUAAGUCAUUCGCCGCUCAGGUACGGUCAAUGAAUGUUUUUAAACGGUAGUGAAAGUUUGUGACUGAAAUAAUAAUAAACAUGGUAACGUUACAGCAAUUACGUGAGGUAUUAGUUGAAAACAACCAAUCGCAUCUUCUUCAUUUCUACGACGAACUUAACGAUGAAGAAAAACAGAAAUUAUUAGCCCAACUUUCAAAUAUUAAUUUCAGUGAAGUGAAUCAACUAUUCAAAAAUGCCAUGGAAUCCCUUAACGAACAGGGCGUCAAACUGGAUAGUAAGAUGAAACCAGUACCCAGUCACACUUUUGAAUCCGAAGAAAGUAUAAAUUCCGAAUUACUUGCUCAGUAUAAAAAAUUGGGCUUAGAAGAAAUAUCGAAAGGUCACGUUGCAGUUCUACUAAUGGCAGGAGGUCAAGGUACCAGACUAGGUGUAAACUAUCCUAAAGGAAUGUAUUCAGUUGGUCUACCUUCUGGGAAAACCCUUUUCCAAAUACAAGCGGAACGUAUCAAAAAAGUUAUGAAUUUGUCUAAACAACAAACUGGAACCGCGGGAAAUAUCGUAUGGUAUAUAAUGACAAGUGGUCCCACUGAUAAAACAACUGAAAAGUUUCUCAAAAAUAACGACUAUUUUGGGCUCAAUAAAAACGAUGUGGUGCAAUUCAAACAAGGUCUAUUACCAUGCUUCGAUUUCGAUGGUAAAAUAUUUCUAGAAGAUAAGAAUACAGUGGCGUUAGCACCAGAUGGUAACGGAGGUAUUUAUAGAGCUCUGAAGAAUAAUGGUAUACUAGAAGAUAUGAAAGUACGAGGUGUUAAAUAUUUACAUGCUCAUAGUGUCGAUAAUAUUUUGGUUAAAGUAGCAGAUCCCGUGUUUAUCGGUUAUUGUGUUAAAAAGGGAGCAGAAUGUGGCGCUAAAGUUGUAAAAAAAUCUGGACCCAACGAAGCUAUAGGAGUGGUAUGUCAAAUCGAUGGUAAAUUCCAGGUUGUUGAAUACAGUGAAAUCACCGAAAAAACCGCAAAUUUAAGAGACGAAGAAGGAAAUUUGAUAUUCAGCUCAGGUAAUAUUUGUAAUCAUUUCUUCUCUACGGAUUUUUUGAAUAAAAUAGCCGACAGAUUCGAAAGUCAACUAAAAUUACACGUGGCAAAGAAAAAGAUUCCACACGUGAAUCAACGAGGUGAAAACGUUAAACCGUCUACACCCAACGGAAUUAAAAUCGAAAAAUUCGUUUUCGACGUUUUCGAAUUCACAAACAAAUUCGUGACAUGGGAGGUGCCCCGUCAUAGUGAAUUCAGCGCUCUUAAAAAUGCUGAUAAUCCCGAAGGUACAGCUGUUGACUGUCCCACUACGUCUAAAAGAGAUUUGCUGAGAUUACACAAAAAGUAUAUCGAAAAUGCGGGCGGGAAAGUGACAACUAACGAAGUAGAAAUUUCCCCGUUGCUAUCGUACGCUGGUGAAAAUUUGGAAAUCAGAGUGAAAGGAAAAGUGUUCGAUAAAAAAACUGUGAUAUUAUCCGACGAAGAACAGUUAUUUAUGAAUAAUAAUAAUACCAUUGAUGGACCUGUUAUUUCUAACGGUAAAUUUUAUGUUGAAUAAUAUUAAAAUGAAACAGAAAGUUCAUAUAAAAGUUAUCUGAAUGCAUUCUGAAUAUUCAACCAAAUAUGUUAACAGUUAUGAAAAUUUUUUACCUAAAGUUCAAUCCUUUUCUAAUAAUCAGGUAUCUGAGCUAUUACCACUCUAGACUAGAUUUUAUGAGAUUUGAAUUGAAAUUUGAUUACAACGGCGACUAUGGUCUAGCUAAUUAUUAAUUAUUAAUAUGAAUCAAAUUACUUUUAUUCGAACGUAAAUAUUAUUCUAAAUUAUAAUUGUUUUUAUAUCAUUUUUGGAAAUUUUUGAUAUACAUUUAUUUGUUAGAAUCCAUUUUUGGUAUCUUUAUAUAUAUACGAGGUAUGAAAAAUUACUUCUGAAAUGCUUUAUUAAGAAUUCAUAUAUUUUAAUCCUCUAUUUCUUUAAAGAAGUCUUCUUUUGGUUCCUUCAGGUUCCGUAGCUCCAAUCGACGAAUAUGUUUAUAAUUCAAAAUGAUCGAAAGGAUUAAUUUUUUGGUUCUGUGGGAUUGCGGAUGCUCAAUGUAUAGCGCUAGUCCAAUACUACCUCUAAUUUCAAAAAGUUCAUGUGACAUGGCCUUGGCUGCCAAGGAUCUUCAUCUUCUGUUUGUAAUACUCUGAAGCUCCGUAGUCUUUUACACUUCAAGAGAAUGUUAAUAGAUGGCUCGUCUUCUAUCCUGUAUUUUCUGUUAAACCUACCAUCUUCAAGUAUUCAUAGAGGCGACAACGUUUCGAGAACUUCCUAUUAGUAUUCAUAAAUUGUUUUACUUAGAUUGAUAUAUCAAAUAAAUCUUCUUUUGUUAUAGUAGAAGAGUAUCUUCUCCUACCUCAGUCAAUGUAGAGUUUUCCAGAAACUGCAUUUUUUCUAAUCUCACUCUUUACCUAGUUUUUUUUUCUAUUAUCUUGUGACUGAUUGUAAAAGAGGUUUCAGAUCCUACUAAUUGAUUAUCCAAUAUCAUAAUUCUGAUAAUAAAAUACUUUUCUCUUACUGGGCCCUUUUUUCAUUUGGGUAUAAUUCUACUUGUAUGCAUAGUGAAUUGCUUAUUAAUAUAUAGGGUUUUGCUCUUAGACCGUGCCCUCUUAUUUCAGUUCUUUUUGUUAUUUUGGAGCUGUACGUUCACCUUUUCAUGACAGCUCUUUCAUUUCUAGUAUGGUGAUUUAAACCCAUUCACUUAAAUAGCUCAGUUAACAGGUAAUUUUUUUUUCAACGUGGAGCCUUCUCAGUAGUUCAUCCUGAAGUAUGUCCUAUAUUUGAUUAUUGUCUGAGGGAAUUCCGCUUUAUUUCUUGUGACUUGUCUUGAUUUUCCGACAUACUUUCUAAUAAUACAUGGAUAGCUGGGAAAUUUGGUUAUAUCAUUUCUAGUGCAGCAGUUGGGUAAGUUUUUAUGGCCCUGGUUGUAAAUAUGUAAACCAAUCUUUGUACCUAAGAGAGAUUCUUAUGGUAUCCAGACUAGUUCUAGCAUCUCAGACCACUUUCCUGUAUAUGAUGAUUAGACUCACUAUCACUGUGUAUAUCCAGAGGAGGAUUCAUGAUUUACACCCUCAAUUUUUGAUGCGCUGUUUCUGUAUAUAUUCAGGGAUUCACUGGUCAUUCGCUCUUGUGUUUAUUCUAGAUAAAUUUACUAUCUAGGAUAAGUUCCAUAUAUUUCCCAUCGCUUGACCAUCUAGUUUGACAGUCUUGACAUUGAGCUGUUUCUUUCUAGUGAAAGUGAUUAGGUAGGUUUUUAUGAAAUUGAAAUUUAGUAUCACCUACAUACAUCAUGAGAAAUUAAGUCUUCUUCGAUUUCUGUUACAGAAGAUAUUAUCAAAUCCACCCUUUCUUGAAUGAGUAUGUCGUCGAUGUACCAGGUCAAUCACUCUGUAUAAAAAUUCAUCUAAUAAAGGGCUCCAUAUAAAUGGGGAUACAACUCACAUAAAUUGUCAUGAAAUAUAGUUUUCUAUUUGUCAUUUGGAGUAUAAAUUCAAACAUUUUUGCGGAUUUCUUGUUAUUAAAACAUGAAAAUUUUGAGCAUCCUAUUUGCAAGUCAUCAUUGUCAUGUAAAUUUUGUCGUAAUGAUUCUUAUCAAUUCUUAGUUUCAGCAAAGCAAACACACGAACUAAACUAAAGGUCAAAUUUUAUAAGAUUUUUUCUAUAUCUACUAUUGACGUAAAUAUCUUAGAAUCCACUCAAAUACAAGUACACGCGAUAAAAAAUUCACUGUCAUGCACUUGUCCUAAUGAAUAACUUCAGUUGCAGUUUUUUCAAAUGUCAUGUAAAUUAGUACAUAAAUUCGUUGCUCUACUGCUACAUAAAAUCUUUUUCUAGAAAAAAAAUCUUUGAUGGGAAUGAUUUAUACGGAUAUACAAAUUUGUGUACAGUAAUGAAAGGUACUGCAUUGCAAAAGACUGUCCUGUAACUGAAGCGUUUGACAUUCAGGAACUCCUAUCAUAGAACUCGUUUUGUAAUUACUAUACCUAGUAUAUCUGAACAUUCCUUAUUGUCAUUAAAGGGUUUAUAACAUUUCUACCCUCUUAUACAUUUUAUUUUAAAUAAAAACCACUCAAUUUUAAAUAUUUUCACCCUGUAUUUUGUAGUUGGUUAGCUUCAGAGUCGUACCGGUUUUUAAUUUUGCGAAAUAUGAAAAUUGUUGUCGUACAUAUUGGUUGCUUUUUCAAACGCAUAAAUUUUUUUCUCAAUUUCCUAGGCUCGUAGGUUGUUUGGAUGGAGUGGAAUAAUCAAACAUCGAUUAUAUUUCACAUUUUUACCUAACUACACAUAACUUAACGUUUCGCUCUUUCUUUGGUAGAAUUUCCAAAAGAAUAUAUUAGAAAAUUUCCACUUCAUAAUUUCAACAAAAUGAUAUUAUACCAGGUAUAUUGGAACAUAAACUGAUUAUUCCAUUUAUGGUAAAUUUUGCUAAGGUUUUUUAUAUCUUGCCUAUCAUUUCUUUGAUUAAUAAUUUCUGAUAGUGUGUCUUGAGCUAAGAUUGUUGGUUUUUGAAGUAAAGUUUAAUAUUUUCAUUUUUGUCGUGUUUGUGUAAAGUAGUUGAUGAAUUCUUGGUAUAUUUGUGAUCCUCCAUUCUGCUCUCUAAGUAUUGUGUAGUCAUUCCUAUAUAAUUUUUUGAAAAAUUCAAAUAUGGUAUGGAAUAAAUAUUUAAUUUUUUAGUGUUUUUAGUUUUGUUUUUUAGUUUAGUGAAUAGUGGUGAUAAUGAGUUGUGUAAUUUAUGACUUAUAUUGAUGUUGUGUUUUAAUAAAAUUCAUUUCAGUUUUUCUGAUAGUUGGUUCGUAUAAGGGAGUGCCAGAUAUGUAUCUUUUUCUUGGCUUGGACUUAUUUGUGUAGUUUGAUUUAUAUUGUUGUCAGUUGUCAUUGUAUUAUUUAUAUGUACGUUGUUGAAUGAUUCCACUGAUUUGAUUUCCUUAAUAUUGAUUAUUUUUAAAAUAUUUUUGACUUUUUGUGUGUUUUCGGGGUGAUAUUCAGAAGAAGUUAAGUUUGAAGUUCUAUAUUUUAAUCUGAGAACGACGGUGUUUUUUGUGAUUUGGGAUAGAAUGAGUUACAAUCUAGAUAUCUUCUAGACAAUGUUUCUUAUAUAAUUGUCUUCGUUUAUCCGCAAUUAAUUCUAGAAAAAGAUCAUGAUUCACUGCAGUGUCCAUUCUAUAUAAAUUAGAGUAUCGGAAAAAAUUAGGAAAACUUUGAUCUAACUAUCAAACCUUGCUUAAGACUGAUAAAGCUGACCGACUCCAAGGAAAACAAAGGAUUUGGCAGAAAUUAGCCAGUUGCCUCUUUGUCGGCUUCAGUCUUUUCGACCUCCACCAGAGCAACUGUUAUUGUCGAUAUACACAUUAACAAAUACGUUGAAUAACUGUGACAUUAUUGUUGUAUUAAAUUGUCGGAUGUCGUUGUAUAGCUCGUAAAUCGACACCAAUCUUCAAAAGCUGUAAACUGCAAAGAGUGAAGUAAACAGUGACAUAUUCGUUAUUAAACCAUAUUAGUCCAAAUUAAUUUUUUUAUUGUGAUAAUUGUUUUUUGUAAGGAAAUUGGGCUCAGGGUAUGUGCCAACAUGAUAUUUUCUGUUUAUUUCGGAAAAAAGGUGUAACGCUUAGCUUUAAGCUAGCUAAUUCUGGUACAUUCAAGAAUAUUUUAUCAUUUAACACAUUUCUAGAACUUACAAAAACAUAUAAAAAAAAAAAAGUGUCUUUUUUACGCACAUUAGAUUAGCAUCUACUACUAUGUUCAAUGUCACGUUUUGGAUAUUUCUGGACGACCCGCAGCUUUUGAAGGUACUCCAUACCGCUGUAGAUACGACAUUACAAUUUUGCGCUUUUACUCAAGCUGAGAUAGAAUUGUUUCUAGAUUUUUUGUGAAUUAUUCAAGCAUUUUUGCCUAAAACAUCAAUAAGCCAGCUAAGCACACACCGCAAUCUUAUUGAGAUUCUAUAGCGCGAAACUUUUUGAUCCAUAAGAUCUGUGCCUUCCAUUCCAUUUUUAUAUUUACGACUAAUAUCUAACCUAUUGAUUUUCGUGUAUUGUUUUUAGAUAUGUGAAUACCUCUUCACUUGGGCUAGAGGAGCUAUUCGGCUGGACGUAGAUGCGACUGUAACUACAUUAUUAUCUAGCCAGUUUAGAAAAAUUAUUCCACUAUAUCGGUCAAUUAUGUGAGCAAAUUCUUCCUUGUUAGCAUUUUCAGCAUAUGUUUUUUAUUGGGCAAUAUUUUUUGGAAUUUUGUUCGUCCUCAUCGUGCUGGUCGCCCCGUAACCUUGUUAUGUUGAAUGAAUCAAAACAUCCACGCUUGUGAAUAAGUUGUCCAAAUAAAAAUAGUAUGGCAAAUAUUUCCGGAAACUCUCUGAGCAUGCGGAGUAGUGGCGAAGAAGACUUUCUAAAAAUAAUGUCAUCCUUUUAAUAAAUAUAAGGGUUUCGAUUGGUGUUAUUAUUUUAACACUUGCUUGUAUUUGGUGUGUUGAUCAAUCCUCUUAUCGUUAGCUUCGGCAUUUAGAUCCUCUUCAUAGACCAUUUCAAGAGCUUCUUAUAAUGUAAAAAAAGCAAAAAUAGGUUUUGACCCGCACUUUUUCGGUAAAAAAUAUAAAUAUGUUGCCUAUUAGCCUAACGUCUAAUCUAACUACAACAUCCUAACGAAAAUUGUAUCCAAACCAUUAGAGUUCGAUACUUUCAUAUAUUAAGAACAAAAUUAACAGAAUUUAUUUAACGUAAUUGAUUGAUUUUCUAACUUUUAGUUGUAGAAUUGUAUUUAUUAUCAAAUCUACUACAUUCACUUUUAUUACGAGUGAUAUAUUUUCAGAUCUCACUCUAGAUUUUUACUGACAAUACAUGUAGUCAAUAGUUGAAUAGACAAUAGUUUAGAGGCAGUCGUGGUACUGCAUGUCCUACAUUUACAGCUAUAAUAUCACAAACAUGCUAGAUUUAAACAGAAAAUGCUACUUAUGUCUCAGUGUAGCUCGAAAUAAAUGUGAAAAGUCAAGAAGUAUUCUUGAAAUUGAAUUGAUUCUUUUUAAUUUAGUUUUUCUAAUACGAAUCUAUCUACCCUUUAAUUCGAGUUCGUCUUAUGCCUAAUCGACAUAGAUAAUGCAUCAAUUUUCACUUCUUUCCUUUUUUGUUUUUAAUACAAAUUACUAUGUUGAUACACUUUGAUCUGAUAUCCCUCAAUUAAUGCGAAUCUUUCAUCGACUUUGGAGUGUAUGAGUACUACCGUGAUAAAAUACUUGUACAUCCAGUUUCGUCAUUAUUUAUUCUUUCGUUCAAUAGAAUAUGAUAUAGAACUUCAAAACCUUUGAAUUUGUAGAUUAAUAUUCGUUUUUCAGUCAAUACCAACAUGAGAGGUUCUAGAAAAAAAAUUUAGAACUCAAAGUCCGUUUUUUAAGAUUUCGCUGCACGAUCAAUAUCUUGUCUAGAUUUUCAAUUUACCAUAAGAAAAGUCAGUGAUAUAGCUAUAUAUGAAGACAUUUUACUAUUAAUUUGUCUUAUCAAAACUUACAGCAACAAAGAUCUUCAAAAAACAUCAAAAAACGUCGGGAAUUAACCGUUGAAAGUGUGUAAAAUUAAUUUCUGUACGUCUAAACAUAAACCUACAAUUUUUCAAGAACAAUAUAUUUUCGAGAACUUCUUCUUAACAUUUUACAUGAAAAACAACAUUUUCAACUAAUUAAUAGUUCAAAAUGACAGGAAAACUAUUAGCUGUUAAAAUAAUUAUGAAAAACUGCUGAUGUGUUUAAAAAUAUGAAACAUCCGAAGCAAAACAAUUAUAAAACCAGGCCAGGAAUCAUAAAACCUUGAUUUAAUUAAAUAAUCUCCUCAUUUAGACGAUCAAAAGUCUUCUCAUUUCAAAUCUUAAUUCACACUGUUUAUCAAUAAGCAAACUUGAGUCAACGUUAAUCAAUAUGUUUCUCGCGCAGGAUAAGUGCUUCUAAAUUGUCAUAAGUUUUUGUUGCUCUCAAUUUGGUCUUUAUCAACAUUAACUUUGAAAAAAAAGACAUUUGCAGGUAACCUGUGCUAGAGGAAUCGUUAGUAAAUAUUUGUAUACUUUGUACAGUUCUGUUUAUUGAGGACAGUACAUAUUACAAUCUACUGUCACUCACUGUGUAAGCUGGGAAGUCUUCAGCAUCCUACUUGCGGUUUUUCUUCAUUUUCAAGUAGACAUAAAUCGUCAUCGAGGCAUCAAAUCUUCCAGUCUCAUCGACACAAUAAUCUUGUUCAAUUGACUGCAUGCUUUUACUGGGCCAAACAUUGAGCAAAGACAUGAUUCCUUCUCCUUGAACGCCAUCCAGCAAAUAUGAAGAGAGGCAACGAAGUUUCCUUGUAUCAAGUUAUUUCGUUAAACGAAAGGUAUUUUGAGAGUUAAACACUUGUUCGAUAACAAGAGGGCGACGUCUUACCCUUGAGCUGAGGGCGCAGGGGGAGACUCCCCUUUAUCCCCAAAAGCCAGCAUGGGCUUGUAGGUAUGUCAUGUUUUUGGUAUAUAUUUAUGUAUCAUUUUUUUCAAAUUUGUCUACAAGUUUAAUUAUAUUGGCAUUUCUUCCUCGUGAUGCAAAUUAUGAUGAGUAAAAUAAUCUGGAUCAAACUCAUAUUUUCAUAUGAAAACCCUAGUUUCCUGAUACAUAUUUUAUAUAGAUUUCUGAAAUCCCAAAAGACAACCAGUUUCUACUUACGCAAAAAAUUUUGUAAAAGAAAUUUUAACAUACUUCUUUCCUAAAGAAAAUAGUCGAUAAUGACAGGUAUUUGACUGAUGGGUUACUUGCUCAUCUUCUUCUUCUUGUUCUUCCUUUUUAAGUAACUGUUCUUAGCUGUCGUAAAUCGAGUUUUUCGGUAUAUGGCUCAGUUGGUUAUAUAAUUAUCUUGUAUCUUGAUAUUGUUAUAUUUCUUCAUAUUGUGUCAUUUAAAAGACUUACUAUUCUUUAAAUGUUUGAAUGAAAUAAAAAUAGCACUUAUGGAAAAAUCAAAAAGUGCUGAAAGUGCUAAUUUGGAAUUUUCAUAUGUGUAGUUAUUUACUUUUUAGGUUGAAGAGAAAGAUAGAUGAUUUUAUUAUUAUUUAAUUUCUUGUAUAAAAAUUCUCCUGUCAUUUCAUGUGGCCAUAUUGUUUACCCUGUAUAUUUAUAUGUGUGUCUUGACUAAAUCAAUUUCUUUUCUAUCUUAUAGUAAUUGGAUUUUCUCGCACUAAUACCAUAUUUGUGUUUGUUCUUAAUUAAAAUCAUGAUGCAAAAAUUGAUAACAAUGAGAAUAAUAUUUUGUAAUUUCCCCUUAAUCCUUUCUUAGUAAUUGGAAAUGAUAUUUUUCAUAGAUUUCAUUGAUUUGUAAAGAUAACAUGUGUAAAAAAUAGUCCACUGCUUAAUUGCAUAAAGGAAUUUAACCUAUUUUUUCUAUUGUUUAUUGUUUUAUUGUUUUUUUCUACUGUUUAUUCCAAACAAAAAACAUGCCCCGCAACGAAAAUUUGUCUUCUUCUUUCUCUUUUUUUUGAAUAAGUUUGAUUGAAACUAUUUGUCUUCCUCUUGAAACUUUUUUGAGAGCUCCAGCUGACAUAUAAUCUUUUUCGCGGUCUGCCCCAAGAAGUUCUUACCUGAUAUCCUGAGUUUUCAUUGUAUAUUUGAGCCUCGUUCCCUUAAGUGAUCUCGAUGCUUGUUGAUGCUUCUUUUGAUUGAAUUAGCGUUUCCUCUAUUAAAUUUUCUCACUUGAUAUUACUAUGAGGAAGUUGAAUUCGAUUGUUUCUUGUAUUAUGUUAUAAUUUACAGCUAAUUUACAUCUAAUAGGUUCUUUGGCGACCAUUGAUUGAGUCAUCUAAGGUGACAGGCUCAUAUUAUAUCUAUCCACUGCUGUCGUUAUCCUCUAUAGUAAACGCUUCAUUCUCUAUCAUAUUACAUCCUACAUAUUACAUAUAUCUUCUUAUAUAGUCCACGUUGAGUUAGACAUUUGGUAGAAACACUCAAAAAAAUAGCUGGAAAAAUUUGAAUAAACAGAACCACCAAACAUAUUUCAAAGACCCAACGUUUCGCUUUUUUCCCAUAUUCUGAUCGAAGUGUGGUUGACUUGGAUAAAAAUAUUUAUUCAAAUUACUACAAUCCCUUCCAGCUAUGGUGAGAACUGAAAAUUUAUAUAAUUAAUUAAUAUAAUAUAAUAACAGAAGCAACAGUUUCACACUAAUACAAUUAAUGAAGCAUAUCAACUAAAAAGCAUUAGUUCAAACAUGAACGUGAAAACAGAAUGAAAUAAUAUUUACAAUACAUAUCUAUUGCUAUUAAAUGAAAUUUAACAUAAAAAAGAAACGAAAAAGUAGAGAAUAUCAAAAAAGAUUGUUGGGAAAAAUUUGUAACAGAGGAAGAUGCUGAGAAUUAAAAAAAAGCACGUGUAUAUAAAAACUCAGUUUGGAAUACAAUACGAAUGACUUUAAAGCACUCAAGAAUAAUACGUCAAAUAUAUAACAAGAGAGAAACAAUUACGAAUUUUGAACCAGCUCUAUGGUUCAGGCAAUUCUGGAGGUUUUGUUUAUCAAACAUUUGGUUCUCUUGAGAUUAAUGACCACAAAGCAGCAUAAUCGAACUAAUUUUCAAGCAUUCUACGCUUUCAAAAGUAUUUCGUUAUCUUGGAAUAAUCGUUGAGAAAGUGAUAGAGUUGGCAGAGAAUAUAAGCGAUUAGAUUAAAGCAAAAUCUGAUACUUCUACUGCAUUUUCUAUUGGUUGUUACGAAAGUAUAGAUGUAUGUGGUGUCACUGCAUUUUUUCUUCGUGUUGUUGAUUAGGAGUUACUUUAGUUAGUGCCUUUGUAUAACACAACAAUUGGGGUGAAUUUGUUCAAAUAUAAUCAAAACUAUCUGCAAAAAUAUUUGACAUAAUUGUGUUGUGUUGUCAUAGAUUUGGCUCGUUCUGUGGGUAGAGUGAAUAAUCACCAAUAAAUUUUAUGCUCAAAAAUCAUCAAGCUGGAGAGCGUUUUUGAAAGCACUUUCGGUUACUAACUAAAUUAAAUAGACAAAAAUAUACGGUUAGAAUGGAAAUAGAGAAUCUUGAUCCCAAUUUUCGAAUAAAAGGAGAAUAAACUGAUCCACUAAACUGUUGAAUUAUUAGUUUGAUGAGUACUGUAUAAAAAAAUUCAUCAACACUAACCGGUUUGUGAAAGGCGGUAAGGAUUUGAAUAUAACAGGUGUCCAAGUAAUGUCCGGGGUCAAACGAAAAUUCAAACUGGGUUGGUUCUAAUCGUUCCCAGACAAUUUGACGUAGAAAUUUAUGGUAUUGUCAUUUGAUUGGGGUAGGAAACUGGAAAAGAAAUAUUCCAUUAUACCACUAUAUAAUGUUGAGUAGGAACAACUUUUUCUUAACGGGAGAAUUAGUAUUUAUAGUCUCAGUGUUCGCCAGAUCUAACACCAUAGAAUCAUUUUUUGUAGGGUUAUCUUAAAAAACGGAUUCGUAAUAGUAAUGUGACUCCAGUGGUCACCUAGGCAUAAAAACAGUUUCGACGAGUUCUACAACUUACAUUAACUCUCUAUGAAAUAAUUUUGAAUUGUUUGGAUACAUUUUCAGUUUUUUCAAUUACAUUGAUGGUUGUUGAAGGAAACUUAUUCUUAUUAUACCAAUUCACAAUUAUGUAGUAUUCCAAAUAGAACUAUACGUAACUUUUUUUGAUAAUAUACAUAUGUUGCUUUUUCAAAAAAAUAAAAACUACCCUACCGUGGGCUGUAAAACAUAAUACUUCUUUCGUUCGUCAUUUAGAUUAGUAGUUCACUUAAUAAGUCUCGAAAGUAGUCUUUUACUGGACGAAUGGGCAAUUUCUACAAGCCUGCAAGUCUUGUAAAAAACCACUUUCGGGACAUAUUACGUACAAUAUUUUUUUUAAAACGGGCAUUGUUGUACCAUAAGCUUCAUAUUAUUCACAAUCAAAUGCAUCAUUUUGAGUAUCCAUUUUAUAAUAAAUGUCAUGUUUUCAACUAAACGUCAAAAUAUGUUACUUUAUAGUUUCAAAUAAUAAAAAACUCGGUUUCUAUAGAAACCAAUUGACCACUAACUUAGACUAACUAUUUUAUUAUUUUUUUCAUUAAAGAUAGGCCGUGAAGUGAAUAAAAAUGAGUCUUUUACCGAAUUAUCAUAAUAAUUUUCUGGCUCGGUUCGACAAAAUGAGAUUUUCUGACUUAAAAAUAAACCGAAAAGUACUAAUUUCUAGCCUGUUUAAAAAAAUACUUCAAACUAACUCCAAUCGGUUUUUUUACUUACAUUAAAUGAUCUGUCUUUUAUUUCAACACUCCAUUAUAAAAAUUUCUCAUGCGUAAUAUAGAGUCAUUCACCAUGCUUACUACUUUGUAUGCUAAAUUUUCUUGCAAUUUUCCAUACUUUUAGAAUUCAUUUAGAAGUUUUUCUUGAUAAUUAUUGUAUUUGCUAAAUAAAUUAUUGAAGGUUUGAUAUUCAGAAUGCAAUGUGAUCCUUUCUAUUGUGAUGAAAGCAUAGAAAUUGAUAUUUUUGUAAAAUUAUUACUAAGUUAAUUGAAAAUAUAUAUUUUUAUAUUACUUACUAUAGCGAACAUUUGGUUUAUUAAAUAGUUAAGUUAUUAAGUGUAUUAAAUAGUAUCACAAUUUUUUUUGGAUUUUUGUAAAAAUUGAGAAUAUUCUAUACCGAAAAAAAAAAUGGAUUUUCUAAUUUUUUUCUAAAUGUCAAACAUAAUUUCCCAACUUGAAAUUUCCUGAUAUAAUCCUUUCUGUAUAUAAAACACCUUUCAUAAACACCCCGCUCUUCUUAGUACUUCCUCGUUCCUCACUCUGUCUGUCCAUGGUAACAUGGGUAACACAAAUGCAUAGGGUGUGGUGGGCAUGCUCGUAGUUAGGAGGUCUACAUAAAGGUUUACCUCGUGACCCUCUAGGUGGCCACGCGCGCCUGCUAUUCAAGACAAGCGAGUUCGACUUUUUGUGUGGUCUACUCACCACUCGACCUGGCAUGUUCACCAGUAAUUGGCGCCUGUACAACUGACAACCGAUGAGUUGCCAUUAUGAUAAUGAUUAUCUACACUCUCGCAGAGAAACCAGUUGAAUAAUGACAUUACCAGAAAUUGAGGAACGUUACACUCUUCCAUACACCUACCAUAUGUACCAGUUUUUAAUUUUUCUUCAAUUUUCUUUGCAAUACUGUUUUUUUUUUCAGUGAAUGUAAUUUCUCCUUUACUUUCCUGUACAAAAUGAACAUUUGAUUUUGGUCUAAAUAAAUUGGACUGUAAGCCCAAAAUCAUGUUGCUACAUUUGUUUAUUAAAUUAAGUUAUUUAUUCACCUACAUUUAAUAAUUGACCAUAAAUGGUUUCUGGCUCCCGGUUAAUUAUCUCAAAUCCUUUUUAUCUUGCAGCAAUCGCAAAACAAAAACACAUAAUUUGAAUACUCUGUGAAAAUCUAUAAAAAAAAAUCUGAAUAGUUGAAAGCUUUAAUACAUAUUUCAUCACUUCAUAUAAAAGAGACAAUAUACAAAUAAAUACAGAUUCCUUCGACUUAUAAAAUCGAUGUUGCCAAAUAUCCUUCCAUAUAAUUUGUUCAUGAUUAUUGCAAAAUACCGUCAAGAAAUGAGUUAAUUGGAGCAUAAAAUAUCUAAAUGAAAAGAGAUAGUCGCUAGGCGAGACCUUACUCAAUCAUUCAACAUGUUUUAUUUUCACAUACAGGAUGUUCCCGGCCUAAUAAUAACUAUUUUGUUGAUAAUUAUUAUUUUAUAGAUUCUUUCAUUCAAAAAAUGUUAAAAUUCAUGAUUUUCCAAAUUUCUUCCAAUUGGUUUGGUAGGAAUAUUUUUCGUUCGCCAUAUUCCUAAUUAACAUACUCUUGCUACGUGAUCUCCAUGUGUUAAAAAAAAUUGGUUAUUUAUUUAUUGAAAAUAACAUGUCCAAAUGCAAAGCGUUGUGCUCACAGCAUUCAUUCAAUAGAGCACUAAAAUUGCCCAGACGGCUCAGUUAUUCUCCGUGAUAGCUGCCAUUUCGUGAUGGAUAUUAUGUCUUAAUUCUGCAAGAAAAGUCGGUUUGUUGGUGUAAACUUUGUAUUCUACAUAACCCUCUCAGGAAAAAAAUCAUAAAUGUAAAGUG